Perca flavescens (yellow perch) is the source of this 1302-nucleotide messenger RNA. RefSeq names its product low affinity immunoglobulin gamma Fc region receptor II-like. Gene Ontology annotation, molecular function: transmembrane signaling receptor activity. The transcript is spliced from 7 exons. The record is from RefSeq and is a predicted model, not a curated record. Gene Ontology annotation, biological process: immune response; cell surface receptor signaling pathway. Lineage: Eukaryota; Metazoa; Chordata; Actinopteri; Perciformes; Percidae. Gene Ontology annotation, cellular component: external side of plasma membrane. The coding region runs from base 37 to 999 and encodes 320 amino acids.
CCAGCCUCUCUGACUGUGAGUCCCAGCAGAUCUCAGAUGUUUAAAGAUGAAUCUGUCUCUCUGAGCUGUGAGGAGGACGACAGCUCUGCUGGAUGGACUCUGAGGAGGAACACAACCAGAGAAACCAGGACUCAGUGUGGAGAUGACUGGGGAAGACCUGCUGGUUCUUCCUGUAACAUCGGCGGCAUGGACCCAGGGGACAGUGGAGUUUACUGGUGUGAGUCCAGAGAGGGAGCAACCAGUAACAUCAUCACCAUCACCGUCCCUGGUGGACCAGUGAUCCUGCAGAGUCCUGUCCUCCCUGUGAUGGAGGGAGAAGACCUCACUCUGACCUGUAAAACAAAGAGGUCCUCCAACCUCCCAGCUGGUUUCUAUAAAGAUGACUCCUUCAUCAGGACUGAGCCUGCAGGUCACAUGACCAUCCACCAUGUUUCCAGGUCUGAUGAAGGCCUCUACAAGUGCAACAUCAGCAGUGCUGGAGAGUCUCCAUCCAGCUGGGUCUCUGUCACACGUGUGGAAGUUAAAGAGAAACCCACGACUACAAGUCCUCCUACAUCCAACUCUCUCCCUCCCUCCGUGUUGUGGUCCAUUUCAGUCGGGGUUCUGAUUGUGUUGGCUCUACUGGUCCUGCUGGUUCUACUGGUGAGACGAUGCAUCCGUAGGAAACGGAAAGAUGCUCAAGUAGAAGUUAGAGAUGAGGACAUCACAGAUGUUGUCAUAUACAGUGAUGUCCAAAUGACGCCUAACCUGCAACAGCCAAUCAGACAGAGCAGAGAGAGUGAUUCAGCUGCAGUUUACUCAGCGGUGAGACGGCCAGAGGACACCGGUAAUAGACUAAUAGUGAUCACAGACAUCCAAUCUAGCAGGACGAGAGAGAGAGAUUCGCCUGCAGUCUACUCAGCAGUGAGACGUCAGCUAUGGACAAAUAGUGAUCAAAUCAAACUGAGAGAGUCUCCAGCAGAGCCAGAGGUCCUCUACUCCUCACUGAGGAACACCUGAAUACCAUCACACCAGUCCAACCAGUGGAGUCCAGCCGGCCAAUCACUGGUCCCCAGAGACCCUCACACAUUGCCACAUUCUUCUGUUUGAUUUCUAAUUAAAGCUAAAUGAGACUCAUAAAGAGACAAACAACUCAAAUUUAGAGCACGUUUGCAUUCUUUAGAUGUUUUUCAUUCAAAGAUAUGCUUCUUAUUUAAGUAAUUUGUUCCUAUUUAACUGGUUCAUAACGGUGGACAAACCAACAAAUAUCUACUGAACAGAGUCUAAUGAUAACUAUUUAGUGAUAUAUAUAUAUUGUAUUUG